Closterium sp. NIES-67 is the source of this 3134-nucleotide messenger RNA. NCBI's taxonomy places the organism in Eukaryota, Viridiplantae, Streptophyta, Zygnematophyceae, Desmidiales, Closteriaceae. The record is from the annotation of a GenBank genome assembly.
UGGGACAUCUCCUCGCGCCCAUCGCUGUCGCCCUCCCGCGAGUCCGCAUCCCCCUCGCGGCACCGCGCGUCCCCUGGCCAUUCCAUUAUGGGGCCACCUGCGCGACGCUCCGAUCAGCGCGCUCUAACGGCUCUCGCGCGCGUCGCGGCGCUAGUGGCGGCGAUGUUGCUGUGGGGCGGCUCCGCGGGUGAAAAGGUUGGGAACGGGGCUUCAACUAGAGCGACGACGGGCCAGUCAGUGCCCGUACCGCAAAGAUAUGGAUUCCGUGAGGCGCGGGAUCGCACUGGAUGGACGGUGGGCGGAGAAGACGAGGUGUGGAAGGGGGGAGGGGCUGAAACAGAGGGUGGCGUGAGGGCGGGGAAGAGAGGGAUUAGAAUGAGCCAUGGCGCGGUUGGGGGCGUCCGGGACGGGGCUGGCAGUGACGACUCGGGCGGGUGGGUGGCUGGGCGGCAGUCGCAGCAGGCGGCGCAUGAUGGCGUGCCAAGGGGAAACUGGUCAGAGGGGCGGGAGGAGCGGGAGGGGGAGGGGGAAUGGGAAGCCUGGGGUCCGGCGAUGGCGCGCAAUACAGAGGCUGUGAGUGGAGCGGAGGAGGAUGGAGGCAUGGGCUUGCCUCAGCGCAUCGUGUCGCUGCUGCUUCAAGGCACGGGGGCGAGCAGCAGCAGCAGCAGCAGCGAGGGGGGCCACUCGCCUCACAGGGGGCCUACUGGCAGCGACGGGCGGGGAAGAGACGUGCGCAGCCAAGGGCAGGGGAGGCGAGGGGGGAGAAGCCAAGGUGGGGGGAGCCAUAGGAUGGCUGGGCGACGCCGGCUGUUGGACGGGGAUGGCAGUGAGGGGGGGAAUGGCAGCCAUGACGUCAGCACUGGUGGUGGUGACGCUGGGGGCAGCAGAGAUGGUAAUCCCGAGGCAUCUGGGAGCAGCCUUGAGCAAGGGGGCAUGGGCGGCCAUGGGGGCAUGGGCGGGCAUGGGGGCAUGGGGGGCCGUGGAAUGUGGGCGGAUGGGUUCAGACGGCAUGUGCGGCGGGCGGGAGACAACUGCUGGAGCCAGUGGGAGAUGCGCAUGUAUGUCACGCGCCCCGACCGCCAACUGCCGCCAUCGCUGGCGUUGAGGCGGCGCCUGUCGGAGUACCGCCGCAUGCACCGCCGCUGCACGCAGGUCGCCGACUGGCACGCCUUCUACCGCCACCCGUCGGCGGGGUGGAGGGACGGCAUGCAGGCGCUGGGGGACUGCAAGUACCUCUUGUACCUGCCGCCCAGCCGCCAUGGGGUGGGCAACCGCAUAAUGGCGCUGAUGUCAGCAUUCUCGUACGCGCUGCUGACGAACCGCACGCUGCUCAUCUCCCCGGACUCCUUCAUCCACCGCUUCUUCUGCGAACCUUUCGCCGGCUCCUCCUGGACCAUCCCCCUCGAUGCCUUCAACGCCAUCUCCGGGUCGGUGCACGGGUCGAUCGCUCGCAACCGUGGGCUCGUGAACGGAUGGGACGGGCAUGACGUCAGCAUGCACAUGUCAUGGGAUACCAAGGCGGACGCGUGGGGCAUGUUCUGUGAGGCGGAACAGCGCGAGAUGGCGGGGGCGCGCUUCGCCACGCUGUACACCGACUACUUCCUCGUGCCGCACUUCUACAUGGUGCCCAUGCUGCAGGUCCAGCUGGACCACCUCUUCCCUGACCGCCGCGUCUUCACCCACCUCUCGCGGUACCUGCUGCACCCAGCCAACUACCUGUGGGACCGCAUCACGCGCCUUUUCCACGGCCACCUCGCGCACCACGCCCUCACGGUCGGCCUGCAGAUCCGGGCAUUCGAGGAGACGCCGGAGGAUCUCAUGGGGAACGUCUUUGAGUGCGCCACCAACAUCGCCAGGGUGCUGCCGCCUGUCAUGCCCACCUACCAGUGGCGCGACAGUGCCGCCUCGGUGUCAGACGAGGCGCUGCUGGGCAUGAGGGGGCGGUCCAUCGGCGCGCUGGUGGCGUCGCUCAACCCCUCCCAUGCCGCCAAGCUAAGGGACCGCUACAUGCUGGGCAAGCCGCUGGACGGCAGCUCCGUCUCCGUGCUCAGUUUAAGUGGGGAGGGCGAGGAGAAGAAGGAGGAUCUGUUGCACUACGAGCUUGCCCUCACCGAGAUGUGGCUCCUCGCCUUCUGUGACGUGCUGUUGGUGACGGACACGUCCACGUUUGGGUACGUGGCGGCGGGGCUGGCGGGCGUGACGCCGUUCACCAUGAACGUGGCCAAGUGGAAGCACACUGACUGGCGCUCCAACGCCCGCCCCGCCUGCAUGCUCGGCUCCUCCGAGCCCUGCUACGUGCACCAAGUGGAGGAGAGCGUGCAGUGCCCCGGCGAGCCGGAGAAGCGCCCCUUGGAGAACGUGCCGCACAUCCGCGGGUGCCACGCCACAGGCGUGGGGCUCACCACCAACCUGCCGCCCCUGCUGCCGGACGCCUCGCAGGCUGGCGCGGCAGCUGAGUACAGACAGCUUACCGACAGCCCUGCACAUGCUGCUGGGGCUGGGGUCGCUGGUGGUGGAGGCUCAGCGAGAGCAGAGGGUUUUGGGCAGUUGCAAACAACAGAGGGGGGAGGGCAAGAGGGGCCUGGCGGGGGUGAGCAGCAGGGAGGGGGGCACGGAGCAGGUGGUGCGCCUGAUGGUGACCCCUAUUUCCUGGCCGAGGAGCAGGUGUGAGGGGCCACUGACUCCGCCUGUGCCGCAUAAAACCUGCAAUGCAUGCCACGCCUAUUUGGAGCAUUGUAAAGUGCAAGGUUAAUGGGACCAUUGCACGCUGAGCUACCGCAUCCCCUGGCUACAGAUUCCUGUCGCGAGGCGCUCGCGACGUACCGUGAUGCAACGGUGUGGUGCAGCCGUGGCGUGGGGCUCAGAACUACAACCACCAGUUCAACAUGAACCAUGUUCUAUUCAGUGCAGUACAGAGCUGGUUCCUCUUCAGCAGGGUCCUUGACAUCAGACAAAAUCCGUCUGUUUGUCUGAUUUUCAUACCCGUAUUCCCCCGUAUAAAGCACCCUAGGGUGGUAACCAAAAUGCCUCUAAAUUUUGAGGGUGUAAUUAGAGGCUAAUUUUGUGUAACGCCUGGGUGUUGUGGAACAUGCAUAUGUGAUAUUGUCUUUCCUAAACAAAGUGCACUGUCGUAC